Triplophysa rosa is the source of this 1547-nucleotide messenger RNA. It is a transcript of the gene eif4ea, whose product is annotated as eukaryotic translation initiation factor 4ea. Lineage: Eukaryota; Metazoa; Chordata; Actinopteri; Cypriniformes; Nemacheilidae. Gene Ontology annotation, molecular function: RNA 7-methylguanosine cap binding; translation initiation factor activity. The coding region runs from base 175 to 825 and encodes 216 amino acids. Gene Ontology annotation, cellular component: cytoplasm; eukaryotic translation initiation factor 4F complex. The transcript is spliced from 8 exons. Gene Ontology annotation, biological process: translational initiation. The record is from RefSeq and is a predicted model, not a curated record.
UAUAUAUCGACAGUCUUUGAUUUUAAACUGCGAUCAUUUCUCAUUAUGGGGAGUGGAGUCCAAAUUUCACUCCUUUAGGGGGCGCUGUCUGGGCGCGGGCUGCUAGCACACUCACGUGGUCGGCCAAUCAAAUGUGUUUUCACGCACGGGGAAGACCCUUCACAUUUAUAGAAGAUGGCGACUGCUGAACUGGAAAAUUCAACAAAUCUAUCAAUUUCAGAAGAAGAGAAAAACGACGAAAACAGGCAAGAGAUUGUGAGUCUUGAAGAUUAUAUCAAACAUCCUCUGCAGAAUAGAUGGGCACUUUGGUUCUUUAAAAAUGACAAAAGCAAAACAUGGCAAGCUAAUCUCCGUCUCAUCUCAAAGUUUGACACAGUGGAAGACUUCUGGGCGUUAUACAAUCACAUUCAGUUAUCAAGUAACUUAAUGUCAGGAUGUGACUAUUCCCUUUUCAAGGAUGGCAUUGAGCCCAUGUGGGAGGAUGAGAGAAACAAACGGGGCGGCCGCUGGCUGAUCACCCUUUCUAAACAGCAACGUAGAGCAGAUCUGGACCGCUUCUGGUUGGAGACGCUUCUGUGCCUUGUGGGGGAAGGAUUUGAUGACCACAGCGAUGAUGUCUGCGGUGCAGUCGUCAAUGUGCGAACAAAAGGAGACAAAAUAGCGAUAUGGACGACAGACUAUGAGAACAAAGAUGCUGUCGUACAUAUAGGGCGUGUUUAUAAGGAAAGAUUAGGUGUGCCAUCAAAGGUCAUCAUUGGAUAUCAGUCACAUGCAGACACAGCCACCAAAAGUGGAUCCACCACCAAGAAUAAGUUUGUUGUUUAAGGAGCCUUUCAUAGCACAAUGCAGUAACAAAAGUCAGAAUCUGUCAAAUCUAUAAUUUCACCUGAAGAGAUGGCUUAUUGCAUGUUUGAAAAGAAAAAGACAAACCUUCAAAAUCUUGACGGGAGAGUAUAUUACGAUCAGAGGAAUAUUGUAUUUUCAAAUUGUACAGUGUAAAUACAGAACCAUGUUCGAUUUUUUAAAUGUCAGUGUACUAUUAAUGGAUCUUUUGCUGAGAUGGGGAUAGAGGUGUGCAUUCAAUUCAAUAUACAAUUGUUUUUGUUGCAUUGUUUACCUUUUUAUGUUUAGUAAUCGUUACUAAAUCUUAAGUUUAAUUAUUUAUUUUUAUUCAGUCUUUUCUGCUUUAGAUUAAAUGCCUUCAUGAAAUUUGUAAUCACACAAUUUUUGUAUUGCUGCGUGGGAAUGUUAAAGUUUCAUACUUUUCUGUUCAAAGACUCUGUAUUUUCAGCCUUGUUCUACAUUCCUCACGUGAAGUGUUCAAGUUAGUAUUAACAAUUUGUCUCUGGUCUGCCUUUUUCCUAAGGGGUUUCAUUGAGUAGUAAAAACACAGAAACUCCUGUCUUGAACAUGGGUGCUUAUGAAAAUGAUAUAUGAAUACUGACUGUAAAUAAAAUGUACAAUGCGUUGUCUAUACCCAGUGAAUGACCUCUGAAAAUGUAUCUGUUGAUAAAAUAAAUCUGGAAAUUAUACGUAACAGUUUUCUC